CAUGCAUGGCAUGGUUUACCGAUUGCCGGCUGUUAGUUAGUGUGUCAAUUUUCAGCGAUAAAAAGAAAGUGUAAAAUAAAUAAAAUUAAUAAUGUAUCAAAGAAUUCAAUAAUUAAAGUCAGUUGAUUUAGCUAUUGAAAAGUGGUUCAUUAUUAUUCAACUUCUGACGAUUAUUGUAUAGUUGUCAUACAAGAUGUGUCAGUUGAUGUUUUACAUCGUUUCAAUAUUUUCUGUUUUAAAAAGUGCGACUGGCUUAGGGGAAAUAAUUUACGCGAUCAAUGCAGGCGGUCCGUCCCACACGGACAUCUAUGGCAUACACUAUGAAAAGGACCCUCUACAAGGAAGAAUAGGCACGGCUUCUGAUUAUGGUAAACAACUGGUUAUGAUCGGUAGAGUUAACACAAAAGAUGAAAUAUUGUAUCAAACUGAGCGAUAUCACCACAGCACGUUUGGCUACGAUAUUCCUGCGAACAGAGACGGCGACUAUGUCCUUGUGCUUAAGUUCAGUGAAGUGUACUUCAAUGCCCCUAACAUGAAAGUAUUUGACGUGGUUUUAAACGGAGAUCAUACCAUUGUAGCGGACUUGGACAUUUUUGACAAAGUAGGUCGUGGUGUCGCACAUGACGAGUAUAUCCCUUACUCAAUUAAAAAUGGUAAAUUGUAUUACAAUGAGGAAGAGUCUGACAUAAGAGGUGGGAAAAUAAAGGUAGAAUUCAUUAAGGGAUACAGAGAUAAUCCUAAAAUCAAUGCAUUGUAUGUGAUGAGAGGCACAAUUGAUGAAGUGCCUAAACUGCCCCCAUUGGUGUGGCCAGAAAAUGAAACUGAAGAACCGAGAGAUGAAGUAGAAGAAAAGAGUUCUAAGUCAAAGCGUGCCAGUGGCCCUAAACAACCUGAUCCAUACUCUAUGGACGAGAGUUCAGUGCUGAUCCCAGUUUUUAUAACUAUAGGUGCUUUCAUUCCACUUUUAUUCUGCCUCUGUAAACUAUAAUCUGUGCGAUUAUACUUUAAUACUGUAAUAUAAUAUAAUUUUGGUGUGAUUGUAUGCUGUUUAGUAUAUAUUUAUUUAUUGUGGGUAUUAUUUCAUUUCAAUAACUUUUAUUGACAUUAUUUUAAAGCACUUGAUAUCAAAGCUCAACGGUGAUAGUACAAAGCCAACAAAUGCAAAAUACUAGUACCCGUCCCAUGUUGAAAUAUUAAUAAUAUUCUACAUUAUGCGCACACAUUAUGUGCUGAUCAUAUGCACUUUAUGUAAAUAAAUAACUUGAGUUUAUUUUGCAACACAUGUUUUCUUCCUUAAUCAACCUCGUGUACUGUUACAUUCCCUAUUUUAAUAAUAAUAAUUAAUUAAUUUUGUGUGCCUGUAUGAAAAAGUAAUUUCUUUAACAUUGUGUACCAUGUUCUAAUGUUGCAACAUUAAAACUUAUAUUUGUUUCAAUAGUAUAAAUUGUUGACUUUUUGGGAGAAAAUGGUGAUAAAAUCUUGUUUGUGUUGGAUUGAUGAAAUAAAUUACAACUAUAAAUAAAAAAAAUAUUAUUUUUAUUGUUGACAGUCUCACAUAUUGGUAGUGUUAUUUUCUACAUUAUAAAUAACAUUAAUCCAUCCAAGGAAAAUUUAUGAGUCUUAAAAGUAUUUCUAAUUAAUACCUUACUUUUAGAAGACUUUAGAGACUAUAAAGACACUCCUAAGGUGUCGCGGAGAACCUAACGGGUAACCGGGGCUCCGGCUCGACGUGCAGGAGAAGGAACGGGGUGG
Spodoptera litura is the source of this 1752-nucleotide messenger RNA. RefSeq names its product malectin-A. Gene Ontology annotation, molecular function: carbohydrate binding. The record is from RefSeq and is a predicted model, not a curated record. NCBI's taxonomy places the organism in Eukaryota, Metazoa, Arthropoda, Insecta, Lepidoptera, Noctuidae. Gene Ontology annotation, cellular component: membrane.